Molecule: messenger RNA, 738 nt
Organism: Lentinula edodes (shiitake mushroom)
Lineage: Eukaryota; Fungi; Basidiomycota; Agaricomycetes; Agaricales; Omphalotaceae
Exons: 6
Coding region: 120-593 (157 amino acids)
Source: RefSeq, a predicted model, not a curated record
UUUUCUUCGUCGUUCAAUGCUGACACUCAAAGCAAGACAGUGGAAUUAUCUAGAUAUAUAUGUAUUUCAUAGAGUUCGUAUUGCGCGUCCGAAAUUGUUAUGAAUAAACGGUGCCUUGGAUGGACAAGUUCGGCUUGACUUCGAAUUCUUUUUCCGAAUCAUUCGGGGUACAUGCAUCUCUUCCCUUUUCGGACAAUCGUGGACCUUACUGUGAAAGCUGGUUCUUGGGAUAUGGCAUAGACAUCAUCAUCAGAACAAAGGUAGUGAAUUUGGCGUCACGUCAAGUCGAUGGCCAAUAUUACUUUUCCUUUCCUUCCUUGCACCACGACACGACCUUUGUGUUGAACAUCGUGAGGUCUUUUCUUUGGAUCGCUUGUCGUUAUCAUUGCAACAACUGUGGAACCAUGAAUCGUCAUAGCUUGCACCAAAUAGCAGGACCGUCAAGCUCUCCCAUAUCCAACAUCCCUAAACGCUUCGCUCCGCACCUAUACGUCUCUGUGGCAGCUAUACACAUUUACACGGGCUCAACAGGCCCACAAGGUUCAACGCUCAUUCCAAUGGUUGCGAGAGUUGUGCGUAAAGUCAGAUUUUAAUGCCUGCCCUGUGGCAACAACGAUAUAUAUUGAACAGUCUGUGGUCGAUUAUCGGGGUUCUAUCCUGAUAGAUACAUUUGUACGACCAACACACUAUGUGCAGAGCAUGAGAUUCCUCGAAACAAACAUACAGCUUACCGAUGUU